AUGGGUAUUCGUUGCCAAUCAUUGAGUGGUACCACUGACGACAGCUCUUCCUUUGGCGAGGCCCUCACAGACUGCCAGAUAGAGGAAAUGGUGGUAAAAAAGGUCACGAAGGUUUACGACCAACGGCCUGACGCGAAGAAGCUGAUCGACCUGCUCCACCUAGAUCGACGAAUCCUGCGCGGGAUGAUCAUUCAAUGCAAAGUGGUCGUCACCGCACUCAACGUUUCUGAAGACGAGAAUCUCAAGGACUUGUUCACGCCAAAUUCGUUGCGCUACGAAAACGCUGGCGAGUGCCUCGAAGGCGACAGAAUGAUACCAUUCACAGGGUAUCUGAACCUGCGCAUAGCUGUCAUUAUCGAAGAUACGAGCAGUUACCGCUGA
Messenger RNA from Penicillium cosmopolitanum, 381 nucleotides. RefSeq lists its product as uncharacterized. The coding region runs from base 1 to 381 and encodes 126 amino acids. The transcript has 2 exons. The record is from RefSeq and is a predicted model, not a curated record. Lineage: Eukaryota; Fungi; Ascomycota; Eurotiomycetes; Eurotiales; Aspergillaceae.